CUCCGGGGGUAAACAAGAGGAACAAAGAGAAACUAGUUUCUCCCAGUUCUGAGCUCGCCAUUGUUAUAUUUUCCUUUUCCUGCUGUUCGAGGAAUAAAAGGAAUGGACACAGAAAGGCGCCGGAGUUUGGUGUGCCAGUGGGAUCGGCUUUCACGAGAGAAGGUAUGUCUUCCCUUUGCGAUUAUGACGAGUUUUGAGUUCAUCGUUUGCUGAAUUAGAGAACAUAGCUGCUUGGUUGAGUAGGGUUCUGAACUUUCUGGGUUCUGGCUUUUUUGAGAUGUAUCUAAAAGAAGGGCGUUCAUUGUUAUUGAGCUUGAGAAACAGCAAGAAAUCACUCCCCUUCGUUUUCAACACGAACCCACAUCUUAAUCUCGAUCCCCAAUACGAAAGAAGCCAUCCUAUUCUCAAAGAAUCCCAGGUAUUGACCAGGUUAGAGAAUGAGCCCAGCAUUUCAAUAGCUCUAGACUACUUCAAGUCGAUUGCCAAUUCAAAAGCCUUCAGACAUACCGCGCUAACGUACAGAACCAUGAUUCGGAGGCUGGGUGAUGAAGGCAAUGUUGAUGGCAUUCAGUACCUUCUUCAUCAGAUGAAAUUAGAAGGACUUCAUUGUAAUCCCGGCUUGUUUGUGAACGUGAUAAACAGUUUUGUGAAAGUGGGGUUAUCUGAACAGGCGUUGAAGUUGUUCUAUAGGAUCGAUGAAUUUGGUUGCAAGCCGACUGUCAAGAUGUAUAAUCUCCUUUUGGAUGCAUUGCUUAGUGAGAAUAGGUUUGAGAUGGUCAGUUCCACAUACAGGAUUAUGAAGGCAGAUAGAGUGGAACCAAAUGUUUAUACUUACAACAUUCUCUUGAAAGCUAUGUGUAAGAAUAAUCGGGUGGAUGCUGCUCGGAAGUUGCUCUUGCAAAUGCCGGAUAAGGGUUGUGACCCUGAUGUUGUUAGCUAUACUACUGUAAUAUCAUGUAUGUGUAAUCUUGGGAAUGUGGAUGAAGCUAAAGAGCUUUCAACUAGAUUUCAACCUUCCGUGCCUAUGUAUAAUGCUCUGAUCAAUGGCUUCUGUAAGGAGGAAAGAAUUCAGGAGGCGAUGAAGUUGUUAAACCAAAUGGUGGAGGAUGGAGUUCCCCCAAAUGUCAUAACUUACUCGACAGUUAUAAGCUCACUUGCAGACAGAGGGAAUGUUGAGCUAGCUCUAGCUGUGUUUUGUAAGAUGUUUGUACGGAAUUGUACCCCGAAUCUCCACACAUUUUCUUCAUUGAUUAAGGGGUAUUUUGCUUACGGGAGAUGUCAUGGAGCACUCGCUGUUUGGAAUCGGAUGAUUAGUGAAGGAGUUGAGCCUAACUUUGUAGUGUACAACACACUUCUCCAUGGUCUCGCCUCCCGUGGAAGGAUGGAAGAAGCCAUAUCGGUGUUCAACACAAUGGGGAAAUAUGGAUGGUCGGCCAACAUUACUACCUAUGGAACUCUCAUCGAUGGCUUUGCUAAAUCGGGCGAUCUUAUUGGCUCAUCCGAGACAUGGAACAGGAUGAUCAACUCGGGUUGUGUUCCUAAUGUUGUUGUCUAUACCUCGAUGGUGGAUGCUCUCUGUAGAAACUCCAUGUUCAACGAAGCACAUUGCCUUAUAGAAAGCAUGGCAGCUGAGAAUUGCCUUCCAAACACAGUCACAUUCAAUGUGUUCAUCAAACAUUUGGCUUGCGGAGGAAGGACAGAAUGGGCUGUGAGGGUCCUCGAUGGAAUGGGCCGAUACGGGUGCUCGCCUAAUGCCACGACUUACAAUGAACUGCUUGUAGGUGUUCUCCAAUCAGGAGUAAAACAAGGUAUCGAUCUUUUUAAAGAGAUGGAAGAAAGGGGGAUUAUGCCGAACUUACUCACUUAUAACUCCAUUCUGCAUUUGGUUUCUCGUGCUGGAAUGGUUGAUAUCGCUCUGCAGCUUGUUGGUAAGAUGGUGGUUUUAGGCAUGAAGCCCGAUGCUUUUACAUUUAAUAUGGUCAUUGAUGCUUAUUCUAGGCAAGGGAAGGUUGACACCGCAAUCCGGGUAAUGGAAGGAUUGAGUUCUGGAGGUAAGUGGUCUCCUGACAGUGCUGCUUACACUAACAUUCUAUGGGGGAUCUGUAAUGAGUUCGGGGUAGAGAAGGCCAGCUCUGGUUUGGAAAAGAUGGUUGAAACUGGUGUCUUCCCUAAUGUCGCCACGUGGAAUGUCUUGGUCAGGGGAUUGUUCACUAGCUUAGAUAAUGUAGGAUCAGUUUCUUUGUUUGGUGAUAUCAUAUCUGAUAAUGGCUAGAGACAUAAAUCACCGAAAGUUAGUUGGGUGAUAGAAAUGGAUUUGAUUGAAUGGGGUUCCUUGUUCAAGCUGUAGUGUUUGGAUAUAUUGCCCAUGUGCUCAUUGAAAUAGCUGGUUGGAAGUUGUAUAUGAGUUGGGGAAUUGAAUAACCCACAUCAGGACACUCCAUGUUCAAUGUAAGUAUGCUAUUUUUGGUCAGCAUCUAAUGUUCAGAUUUGGUGACGGUGACAAUCAUGGACUCGGUUCCACUGAGCAACCGUAUGGCCUUGUUUGGAAACCGUAGAUGUUUUCCGGUGACCGGAUUCCUCACCGUCAAUGGCCCUGUACUAUUUAUUCAGCGGUGUAUUUAUUAAAAUCCCAGUAAUCAGUUCGCUAAUUGUCAGUGAAACUUUAAUUUUAAAAUUAAAAUUCAAAACGCAC
This is a messenger RNA of Linum trigynum, 2692 nucleotides long. Lineage: Eukaryota; Viridiplantae; Streptophyta; Magnoliopsida; Malpighiales; Linaceae. The record is from the annotation of a GenBank genome assembly.